Molecule: messenger RNA, 1782 nt
Organism: Ahaetulla prasina
Lineage: Eukaryota; Metazoa; Chordata; Lepidosauria; Squamata; Colubridae
Gene: GTF3C6
Product: general transcription factor IIIC subunit 6
Exons: 6
Coding region: 728-1408 (226 amino acids)
Biological process (GO): transcription by RNA polymerase III
Cellular component (GO): transcription factor TFIIIC complex
Source: RefSeq, a predicted model, not a curated record
UUUCUUACAACAAAUCACCGAUAAAGCAGAUUCAUAAAGGUGUUUUGCAUAAAUAAAAUGAUAGGAUGUGGGAACAACAAAGUAUAAAUCGCAGGACAAAGAGAGAAAUAUAUUUUUUUGCCAAGCCCUCAACCACCCUUCUUUAAAAAUUAAAAUCCGGGAGGCUGCUUCUGAUUGAUGGAUUAAGCGCACACAAAAUUAUCGCCGACUCUUAAUGACCAUCGAAAUUGAUGUUCUCCAUCUGUCCAUAGCCGCCCCUAAGUCCUACAGUUAUUCAUUACUACUGUAAGUUAAGUCCAUCCACCUUGCUGCUUGGUCGUCUUUUUCUUCUUCCCUCCACCUUUCCCAGCAAUAUCGUCUUCUCCAGAGAGCUGACUCUUAACAGGAUGUGUCAUAACUAUUUCGGAAGAAAAUUCUAAGCCGAGAGACGCUUCUACCGAAUGGCAAAAGGGAAAAGCCACGGCGAACUCGAGUGCGAGUGCUUCGGUCUACCCUACGCACUGAUCCGCCGUUUCCCCACUCGGACUAAGUCGUGAACAAGCCAUGGCUAAAACCAGGCUGCUGAGCUCAAGGUUCGCGCGAGGACCCGCAACACAAAACUCCCACCCCACCUCCGCCCGCCUGGCGGCGCUUCUGCAGCAAAAGACACGCGAGGUUUCAGCUGAGAUGGCGGCGGGAGCGUCACGUGAAGCCGGCGGAGGCCCUGGCAGCAUGGAAGCGGCGGCGGAUGAGACACAGCGAGAGGAAGAGGUCGAGGUUGGUUUGCGGGGGAGAGAAGAGCCCGACGGGAUGCGAUCAUUGCAAGGAACAAUUAGUUGUGGUAGAAUUGUCUGGAAUAAUCGAUUCAGACUUUCUGGAAAAAUGUGAUAAUAAAUGCAAGAUUUUGGGAAUUGACACAGAGAGACCUAUUUUGCAAAUAGACAGAUACAUCUUUGCUGGUGAAUAUGAAGAUACUCUUGGAACAUGUGUAGUGUUUGAGGAAAACCAUGAUCAUGAUAUGGAAGGCAACCAAAAAUUGCAACUAAAAUAUAAAUGCCACACAAUGAAGAAACUAAAUAUGACGCGGACACUUCUGAUUGAGAAAAAGGAAGGGGAAGAGAACAUAGGAGGCGGCAUAGAAUGGCUAGAUCUUAAGGACAAAGACUUCUCAUACAGCAGACCAAACAUGAUUUGCAAUUUCUUGUAUGAAAAAGAUGACGAAACAGCUGAAUCCCAGGAUAAGCUGGCAGAAGAGUCUGAAGAAGAAGCCAGUGACAAAGGAAAUAUGGAUUGGAAUUUGGAACCCGGGAUUCCAGCUGACAUUGCGAAGGAUGAUGCUGAUCCUCUUUUGGAUACUCCAGAUCCCAUCACAGAGAAUCCUUCCAUAGAGAAUAAUCAGAACAUUGCUUCAGAAGAGCCUCCACAUUGAUAUAAACUGUUUGAUUGAGUAGCAGUCACUACAUAGGAAAAACUGACUGAUAUCUGAUAUGUAUAUAUGGUCAUUAGAAAGACUCUGAAUUUGUAUGCAAAUUAUUUUGUGAAAGUUUUGUUAGGAUCACAUUCCUUUUGUGAUAUUGAUCUAAUACAUUUCUCAAGUUUUCUACCUCUUUGUUAAAGGGAUUGGAAAGUGGAAAGAGGCUUCCUCUGAACUUGGAAGUUCUUAUUUUGAUUAUAGAGUCCCUUCUCUUGCCUUCUCCUAGUUACUUUUUUUGCUUUCUAUCUUGUCUGGUGAAGAGUUCUGUAGAACUCAAGUUUGUUUUCUAUUUUGUGAUUUUUAUAUAAUAAAAGAUGCAACUCUAAUAA